Messenger RNA from Heterostelium album PN500, 2181 nucleotides. RefSeq lists its product as uncharacterized. The transcript has 3 exons. Bases 1 to 2181 code for a protein of 726 amino acids. The record is from RefSeq and is a predicted model, not a curated record. Lineage: Eukaryota; Evosea; Eumycetozoa; Acytosteliales; Acytosteliaceae. Gene Ontology annotation, cellular component: integrator complex. Gene Ontology annotation, biological process: centrosome localization; regulation of mitotic cell cycle.
AUGAUGAUACAAGAUAAUAGUAGUAGUAAUAAUAGAAAUAAUAAUAACAAUAAUAAUAGUAGGAUAUCAAUAUUAAUUGAUCCUCUUAUGAGUGAAUGGAAUGAUGUUUUAAAUAAUAAUAUUAACAAUAAUAAUAAUAAUAAUGGUAGUAAUAGUAAUAAUAAAGCAAUAGGUAGAUCAAUUGCAUCUAUUAUAUAUGAAUCAUUGAUAGAAUAUUGUAGAGUGAUAUUCGAUUUAUUCUAUGAUUGCAAAACAAUUUCUAUAUUUACAACUAUAAGGAAUGCAUGGAGGCUGAACGAUCGUACUAGAGUUGAACAAUCGUUGAAACAUAUCAUACAAUCAAUAACAACAAUCAAUAUCAACGAUGAUACCAUACAUCAAUCAAAGAUGACAGAAUCAGAUUAUAUACAAGCAUUGGAAUAUACUUUGAUUUCUUUAAUAGAGGAUAUAGAUGAUAUUAAUCAACAACAACAACAACAAGAUAAUAAUCAACAAGAUAAUAAUAACAAUCAUCAUUCUUUGAUAUUAUUAUUACCUCAUCAGAAUGGUGUAACUGAACAUACUCAUUAUAAGAUUGGUGAGAAUAAACUUGAUCUACCUAAACAAGUACAAUCAAUCAUCGAGAGAAUCAAUCAGCAAUCGACAAGACAGAUACAAAACUGUGAUCUGUUCAUUAUCAAGAUGUUUACACAACCAUCUCAAUUAAAUACAAAAUAUACAUUCAAACAUAUUAAACAAUCGAAUCAAUUGAAUGUAAUUGUAAAAGAUGUAUAUAUAUCGGGAUUAUAUCAAAUGAUGUCAGAUCUAUCGAUAAUUCAGUUUGAUCUAUCAUCGAUAUCCGUAACUGGUAUACCGAUGAAAGAGAGUUCACAGAACUCAACAAGAGUUAUCUAUGAUGUAAUUCUUCUAUACAAAGACAAUAAUAAACAAAGAAGAAAACAAAGAUUACAAAUUGCAAGACAACAACAACAACUGCAACAAACACAACAGAAUGAUCAACAGCAACAACAACAACAGAACAAUAGUAAUAAUAAUAAUAAUGUAAUAGAUACAAAGAAUAAAUAUGAGAAAUUUGCUAAACUUUUAAAUACGAUCAAUGAACAAAGUCAGUUGGAACCAAGUUUAACAGUUCGUUGGAGAACCAAUGAGAAAAAGCUGAUAUUCGAUACGAUGACCUUUAGCAGUUCACAUCGCGUAACACCGUUGAUACUCACUUCGAAUCCGUCUGUCUGUUUGAUGAAGCAUAUUUGUGCUGGCAAGACAGUGUUCUUGUCGCCACCAGACCAGGUCGAUCCUAUAACACAUAUUCUCGCGCUACACGACAACGAAGUACACCUCCACUUUCUUCACUCGCCAAUGGACAUUGCACAGCUUGUACCAAUUCUCGAAUGCUAUACGACCGAUGUCUCGAAAUACAGAACUUCAGACUUUUCCGACAUGAUCGAAGCGUCGAUACUCCAAUCGAAGCGAACCAACAUCUCCACUGGAAACAGCGGAAACUCGUUCCUCCUCACUGGCAUACCGAACCCUUUCUAUCAAGCAGAAGACGUCGACAGCAUCCAACAAUUCCAAGUGAGAACACCGCGUAUCGUUGAGAAAUACACGCGCAUCAUUGAGAAAUUGUAUAAUAAUUUAAUGUCCAUACCAACUCCACAACAAUCAUUACCUUCUCCACCAAAUCAACAACAACCACCACCACCCAUUCCAAAUCAACCGAUUAAUAAGAGAGUUGCUUCUCCUCAAACCGUUGUCAUGACACAACAGCCAAUUCAACAACAAAUAAGUGGAUUAUAUCAGAAUCUACAACAACAGAUACAAAUGCAACAGACGCAACAACAACAACAACUUCAACAGGCAGGCGCUGUUGGUGACUCAAGUGCCCUAUGGUCACAGUUUGAUAAACACAAGAAACAGGUGAAAGAAGAUGAUUUACGUGCUGAGCGUGAACGACAGAUGAAAGUAACCAACCCUUCGAUGGAACUGCAACCUCAGAACACAGAGUUGGAUCGCAAAAGAAAACUGCUCGACAGUGCAUCGCCAACCGCCAAACCAAAUAACUUUUUCAAUAGCUUCUGGGAGAACAAGAAUGGAAAACAACAAGCAAUCGAAUUGGAUGGUCGCAUUGGUGUAUCAAACCCACCGAAUUCACUUGGAUCAACAUCAAACAUAGUAAUCCAAUAA